AUGCCCCCCUCCCCCCGCACCCUCGCCGUCCUCCUCGCAUGGGCAGCCGCCGUCGCCCUCAUCCACACCUUCGUCUUCCCCCUCCCCCUCCCCGCCUUCUCCCUCUCAAAGCCCACCGCACAGCAGCACUUUCUUUCAACCACCUUCCCCCAGCCCCCGCACCGGGUCGGCGACGACCAGGUCGACUCGGUAGACCCCAGAUGGCGCCCCUUCGACCCCCUCCCGGCCCCCGAGCCGCCCUUCCCGAGGCUCAGGCCGACCCGCUUCCUCCCGCCAAAGUGUCUCGAGCAGUGGUUCAUGGAGGGCGAGACCCUCUGCGGCCCCUCCGACUUUGGUGAGGAGGAAAAGCUCGACGCCACCUGGCUCUGGGUCAACGGCUCAGACCACAGGUGGCGAGACAGCAUGGUCGCAUGGCGAACCAAAGAGGACAUCUACUCGCCCGAACAUCACUUCCGCGAACAGAACGAGCUCGUCCACUCGAUGCGCUCCAUCCUCGACGCCCUCCCCGGCCGCAUGCGCACCUUCCACCUCAUCCUCGCCGACUACCCCUUCAACUAUCCGCAAGACCUCGACCUCGUCCCCGAGUCUGUGCUUCCGCAGCUCGAAACCGCUGCGGCGUCCAGAAUCAAGGGCCGUACCCACGCCCGAGACAUUCCUGCCGGUCCUUCUCACGGCGGCAACCUUACGGAGCGAGUCUCGACCGCCGACAUCUCCCCCGCCCUCGCAGAGUAUCUCAAGGACCAGUGGCGGGUCGUCCAGACACCCACCUGGCUCGACUUUUCCCGCAGAGACCCCUCCAGCCCGUCGCACCCAUUCCACCCCUAUUCCGUCACCAAGGAGGGCAAGAGCGCACAGCACUAUGCAGAAGCCAACUAUCCCACCUUUAGGUAUGCUGCGCACUCGGAAAUCUUCCACUUGCCUUCUGGCGACCGCGACGGACGACACUUGGGCGAGGCCGAUUGGAGGGAGCAGGAAUGGCGCAAAAAGGCCCUGCCGAGUUUCAACUCUAUGGCCAUUGAAGGCAGAAUCGGAUGGUUGCCCGGACUCGCCGAUGCUGUGAUUGCGCUCAACGACGAUUUCUUCCUCCUCCGUCCCCACGCCGUCUCUGAUUUCCACUCACCCCUCUACGGCUCCGUCAUUCGAUUCGACCACGGCUAUGGCCAGCAAGUCAAGCCCGACAUUGACCGCAACAAUAUCAACAAUGCUGGUGAAAUUGGCGGUCUCUACCACGCCAACGCUUUGCUUUCCCAGCGAUUCCCCCACCGACUGCGUCCGUACUUUGCCCACGUCCCCAAGACCAUCACCCGAGGCUUGCACCACGAGGCGAGCUUGAUGUUCAAGGAAGCCAUGGCGGACAGUGGCGAGAGGCGAUUCAGAGAGAUGAAGCUUGGUGACGGUGAUGUGCAGAUGCAGUGGCUGCUUACUGCUUUGAGAGUUGAAAGAUGGCGAGAAGCACUCCUCUGGACUUGGGUCGUGACCAACAUGGGAACCCGCGGAUCCACCAAGGCCCACUGGGACGACAACACUCGAUCUGAAAUCAAGGACCUCUUUGGCUUCAACGACGGCGACGGCGAUGUCGUCAAGAUUCAAGUCCACCGAGGCGAGAGGUGGACGCUCGAGAAUGGCAGGAUGCACAAGGCGUUCGAGCAGGCUGGAUGGGAGGCGCCCAAGGCCACCGAGUUCUUGUGGUCUUCGAUGGACGGCCCCAUGCCCCACCUCCUCAAGAAUGGCAAGGACCCGGAGGAAAACAACAAGUGCGUGCUCGACCUCAACCGCUGCUUUGGCUCCUUCUGGUCUCGCGGAGAACACUUUGCCUCCGACGACAUGUUUAAGCGACUCACUUUCCAGUACCCCGAAUGCGGCGACUGCUUGACAAUGGCUCUGGUCACCGCCUCUGGCCCUCUCGGUCUCUCUGCAUUCUUCCCUCCCAAGGACACCACCUUUACCGCCCCCAAGCUCAAGCCCAACGCCGAGUACCCCACAUUCCUUCCCCCUCCCCAUCUCCCCCUCACGCCCACCUGGCACGAGGCCGAUUUCUCUCUCGAGAGCGUGAUGGCCAGCACCGCCUUGCCCGAAGAAGAGGUCGAUCUUCGACAAUACUCUAUGAAGUUGCUCUCGCGGUAUCUGUAUCUUGAUGCCAAAUCCGUGUCACACUUUCACAUGCUCAAGAAUGCCGAACACGCCGGCCGCGUCUUCAAGCAGAUCCAAGACACCCCCAGUGUAUCGAUAUUAGGAAUGAACGACGACAUUGAAGCCGAUUACGACGAAACCAAGCGUUUGAUGAACGAAUGGUUUGAGAUGAGGUGGCCCAGGAAGGCGGUAUGGGAGAGGGAUUGGGAUGCGGUCAAGGACCGAUAUGUGGACUAG
Molecule: messenger RNA, 2367 nt
Organism: Cryptococcus wingfieldii CBS 7118
Lineage: Eukaryota; Fungi; Basidiomycota; Tremellomycetes; Tremellales; Cryptococcaceae
Product: 3-O-alpha-D-mannopyranosyl-alpha-D-mannopyranose xylosylphosphotransferase
Exons: 7
Coding region: 1-2367 (788 amino acids)
Biological process (GO): N-glycan processing to lysosome; carbohydrate phosphorylation
Cellular component (GO): Golgi apparatus
Molecular function (GO): UDP-N-acetylglucosamine-lysosomal-enzyme N-acetylglucosaminephosphotransferase activity
Source: RefSeq, a predicted model, not a curated record